Dendrobium catenatum is the source of this 3113-nucleotide messenger RNA. RefSeq names its product phosphoinositide phosphatase SAC2. The transcript has 16 exons. Gene Ontology annotation, molecular function: phosphatidylinositol-3,5-bisphosphate 5-phosphatase activity. The record is from RefSeq and is a predicted model, not a curated record. Gene Ontology annotation, cellular component: intracellular membrane-bounded organelle. Gene Ontology annotation, biological process: phosphatidylinositol dephosphorylation. Bases 432 to 2870 code for a protein of 812 amino acids. NCBI's taxonomy places the organism in Eukaryota, Viridiplantae, Streptophyta, Magnoliopsida, Asparagales, Orchidaceae.
GGAAAUUGCAGCUUUCGAAUUAGGAGACGUGCUGCCGCGAAACAUCUCCUUGUCGAGCUUAUAAAUUAAAAUAUUGAAAAAAGAAAAGAGACAUUUUUGCAUUUGCAAUCCCAGUUUUUCACUCGAGCAAUUUUGUGGAAAGAGAGUAGAGACUCAUCCUUCGCUAGCGCCGCGUUACGGUCACCUUUUCCUCCUUCGAAUUGUCUUCUUUUUCUUCUUCUUUGGAUUCGAGGACGAAAGUUUGCUUUUUGGUUUCUUUCUACGAUCUGCAAAUCUUCUUAUUUUCGAGAAAGCGGCAGGCUUUAAGGCGGCUGAAAUGCUGUAUCUAAAGCAGCCAAACAUGGAUCUAGGGUUUGAGCUGAUUGUUGGCGGCUUGAUGCGAGCCUGAGUUGACACGCCCGAGCCGGAGUCUGGCUCGGGAUUGAGAUCCGAUGGCGGCGGGAGGGGAUGGGGAAGAUUUGUCCGGAGCAGCGGCGACCGGCGCUAAGAACUUCUAUCUGCAAAAGUUUAAACUUUAUGAGACUCGAUCGAAAUUUUAUAUGAUUGGUUGGGACAAGAGUGGAACAAUCUGGAGAGUUUUGUCACUCGACAGACAAGAACUUUCUGAGCUCAAUAUGCAAGAGGAUCCCACAAUCUACAAGAAAAAUGAAUGUGAAGACUUGCUGAAGAGAAUAGAUGAAGGCAACAGAUCAAGUGGAGGGCUCAGAUUUGUCACGCAAUGUUAUGGAAUUAUUGGUUUUGUGAAGUUUUUGGGGCCUUAUUACUUGUUGCUAAUUACAAAAAGGAGAAAAAUUGGUUCCAUAUGUGGCCACACUGUCUAUGCCAUCUCUAAGAGUGAAAUGAUUGCAAUUCCAAAUUCUUCUGUGCGGCAUAGUAUGGCAUUAUCUAAGCAUGAGGACAGAUAUAAGAAGCUACUUUGCAUGGUGGAUCUUACAAAAGACUUCUUCUUUAGUUAUUCAUACAACAUAAUGCGUAGUCUACAGAGGAACUUAUGUGACAUUGAGUCUGGGGACAUUCUGUAUGAAACGAUGUUUGUGUGGAAUGAGUUCCUUACACGCAGAAUUCGCUAUCACCUAAAAAGUACAAUAUGGUCGAUUGCAUUGGUGUAUGGAUUCUUUAAACAGAUUAAACUAUCGGUGUCUGGGAAAGAUUUUAUGUUCACGCUAAUUGCUAGGCGCUCUCGUCAUUAUGCUGGCACAAGGUACUUAAAGCGUGGUGUCAAUGAGAAAGGCAGAGUAGCAAAUGAAGUUGAAACUGAGCAGAUUGUAUUUGAUGCAAAUGCUAGAGGUUCUCCAACCCAGAUAAGCUCUAUAGUGCAGAUUAGGGGAUCCAUUCCUCUUUUUUGGUCACAAGAUAGUUCAUGGCUAAAUAUGAAGCCCGAUAUCAUUUUGCAGAAAGAUCAAAAAUAUGAAGCGACUCGACUUCAUUUUGAUAAUCUUGUCAAGAGAUAUGGAAAUCCUAUUAUUAUUUUCAACCUUAUCAAGACGUAUGAAAGGCGGCCUCGGGAAUCUAUUCUCCGCUCAGAAUUUGCAAAAGCCAUUGAUUUCAUAAACAAAGACCUCCCUGCUGAAAAUCAUUUAAGAUUCUUGCAUUGGGAUCUUAGCCAACAUUCGCAGAGAGCUACAAACAUUCUUGAGUUAUUGGUGAAACUUGGAUCUGAUGCCUUAAGUUUGACAGGCUUUUUCUAUUGUCAACUUUCCUCUUCUUUAAGACUGCCUGGAGCCAUGAGCUCAUCUUUCCUUGUGAGUGGAGAUGGUAGCAAUCGAUCAAUAAAUAAUCAUAGAAAAAAUUGUGAUUCUAUCAUCAUUGGAGAACAGUGCCAGAAAGAUAACAAGGAAAACUGUACUUUCUCUAGGAGAGAGACAACAAAAAACAUUGUGGAUCAAACCUGUUCUUUGGAGAAAAAACCUUUGCUUCAAAAAGGUGUCCUUCGUACAAAUUGUAUUGAUUGUCUAGACCGAACAAAUGUAGCUCAAUUUGCCUAUGGUUUAGCUGCCCUUUGUCAGCAGCUGCACCUCUUGGGAUUUAUUGAUAUUCCAGUUAUUGGGUUGGAUUCCCCUUUAUCUGAUGAUGUGAUGGACCUAUAUGAGAAGAUGGGUGACACGCUUGCUUUACAAUAUGGUGGUUCUGCUGCUCAUAAUAAGAUAUUUUGUGAUAGAAGAGGUCAAUGGAAGGCAGCUACCCAAUCUCAAGAAUUUUUUAGAACUGUUCAGAGAUACUACAACAACACAUAUAUCGAUCCACUCAAACAAGAUGCCAUAAAUGUAUUCUUAGGGUACUUCCAGCCCCAAAAGGAUAAAGCAGCACUGUGGGAGCUUGAUUCUGAUCAGCAUUACAAUGUUGGAAGGCAUGGCCCUGCCUUUGCUGAGGAAAAAGCCAGGUCAUUUAAAAGGUCUCUGUCGGAAGGGAAUAUGGUAUGUGAGAGCACAACUGAUUCCAGCUCAAAUGUAGAAGAGGGAAAUUCCCAAAAAGUUCAUUUGCCAAUAGAUGCCAAGAAAGGGGAUCUUUCUGAGUUCACACCCGAUAUUCCUACUUGUGGAAGGGAUACAUCAUAUUCCAGGCAGCUAUUUGCAGAUAGUGAACAUGAUUAUUUCCAUCAAAUUAGAUUUGAUGAGUCGAGCUCUUCAAAUUUCCUUGACCUUGACCACAUUUCAUCUUCAGGAAAUUCAUGUGCAGAGGAAAUCUAUGAAAGUGCCUGCAGGUCAUCAAGUGAAAAUGUUAUUACUGAUAAAAUUGUUGAAACAACAGCAAGCACUACUUGGGAAGGAUCGAGUGACAUGGCCACCGUUGGUGUGCAGAAUUCUGAUGUUGGUGAAUUUUCUGAGAGAUUCGUGCAUUGGGUCAACCAUGGAGGAGCUCUUUGCUAUUGAUCUAAAUUUCUGAGUUUAGUAUGCGGCCAGAGAAAUAAAUACACCAACAUAACAUUUUAGGAGCAGCUGAACAAGAAACUGAGAAACUCUGGUAAUUUUUCCAUCUGUACAUUUUCGCAAGUUGAAUUUGUACAAUUUUGUUUUUUUCAAUUUCUAUACUGUAAAUUCUAUUCUUUUAGUAGAUAGAUAUCUUAGAUACAGUCCAUUCAAAUAAUGUAUAUAUGUUUAAGCAUUUUUCAUGUA